Messenger RNA from Oncorhynchus nerka (sockeye salmon), 1962 nucleotides. RefSeq names its product protein LSM14 homolog B. Lineage: Eukaryota; Metazoa; Chordata; Actinopteri; Salmoniformes; Salmonidae. Bases 77 to 1219 code for a protein of 380 amino acids. Gene Ontology annotation, molecular function: mRNA binding. The transcript has 9 exons. The record is from RefSeq and is a predicted model, not a curated record.
UCAGCCUUAGGGGAAUGCGGAAACAACGAUGGCUUGUUUUGAGAAUUCGAAAUAAGAUAUUACUGUAACAGCAACAAUGAGCACCGGAACACCUUAUAUUGGUAGUAAAAUAAGUCUAAUCUCCAAGGCCGGGAUUCGUUAUGAGGGCGUUUUGUAUACAAUCGACACGGAUAACGCAACGGUGGCUUUGGCAAAGGUUAAAUCAUUCGGGACAGAACGACGGCCUACAGACAGACCAGUGCCACCCAAAGAUGACAUUUAUGAAUACAUAAUUUUCAGAGGGAGUGACAUCAAGGACAUAACGGUCUGUGAGCCACUUAAACCACACCAUGGUUUACCUCAGGACCCUGCAAUUGUACAGUCAUCCAUUGGGAGCUCCCUGUCCACAUACCCAUCCCAGGCCCCAUACAGUCCCUACCGGAGUAUGGUGCCUUCCUACAACCAACUGGCUGCCAGCUCUCUACUCAACCAGCAGUAUGCUGCUUCCCUGGGUCUAGGAGCGGGACUUCACAGCCUUCCAGCAAGACGAGGCCCUAUGGUAGAGCAGGCUGUCCAGACUGUACCAGCUGAGAAUGCUGCUGAAAAAAGGGUCCAGUCAGCCCCCCAGCAGCAAGGCAGAGAGUCUGGUUGGCUUUCCCAGCACUCUGGCAGAGAUGGCCCUCUGUCUCAGAGGGCUGCUUCCAGUGGUCAAGCACUGCGUGGCACAGCCCAGGAACAAAGGCAAGGCAAUGAUGAGAACUGCAGACCACAGAGACGAAGACAAGGCAAUCGUAGGGCAAGGAACCGUGGGAGAGGUCAGCUUCUUGUAGGAAACUCAAAAGCCAGAACCUUAGAAUUUGAGUCUGACUUUGAUUUUGAAACUGCCAAUGCUCAGUUCCACAAAGAUGAACUCGAGAAGGAGCUUCAGGAAAAGUUGACCAUUAAAGACCCAGAGGAGGAGUCUGGGGUUAGUGAGGGCCAGAACACUGAGGGCACAGUGGAGGAUCCUCCUGGGGAGAAGUUCUACUAUGACAAAACAAAGUGCUUCUUUGACAAUGUCUCCUCUGAGAUGAAGUCUAGUAGGACCACCUGGGCAGAGGAGAGGAAGCUGAAUGUGGAGACGUUUGGCGUUCCGGGCCGAUUCCUGAGGGGCAGAGGAUUCCGAGGGGACAAUCGUGGGAGAGGAGCUGGGAGGGCCAACCAGCGCCCCAUACCCAAAGUAGACAGUGCAAGGGUGUGAACAGGACCUGAGCCCUAGGACCAUGCCCCAGGACUACCUGACAUGAUGACUCCUUGCUGUCCCCAGUCCACCUGGCCAUGCUGCUGCUCCAGUUUCAACUGGCCUGGGCCCUAGGACCAUGUCCCAGGACUACCUGACAUGACUCCUUGCUGUCCCCAGUCCACCUGGCCAUGCUGCUGCUCCAGUUUCAACUGUUCUGCCUUACUAUUAUUCAACCAUGCUGGUCAUUUAUGAACAUUUGAACAUCUUGGCCACGUUCUGUUAUAAUCUCCACCCGGCACAGCCAGAAGAGGACUGGCCACCCCACAUAUGCUCUCUCUAAUUCUCUCUUUCUUUCUCUCUCUCUCGGAGGACCUGAGCCCUAGGACCGUGCCCCAGGACUACCUGACAUGAUGACUCCUUGCUGUCCCCAGUCCACCUGACUGUGCUGCUGCUCCAGUUUCAACUGUUCUGCCUUAUUAUUAUUCGACCAUGCUGGUCAUUUAUGAACAUUUUAACAUCUUGGUCAUGUUCUGUUAUAAUCUCUACCCGGCACAGCCAGAAGAGGACUGGCCACCCCACAUAGCCUGGUUCCUCUCUAGGUUUCUUCCUAGGUUUUGGCCUUUCUAGGGAGUUUUUCCUAGCCACCGUGCUUUUACACCUGCAUUGUUUGGGGUUUUAGGCUGGGUUUCUGUACAGCACUUUGAGAUAUCAGCUGAUGUACGAAGGGCUAUAUAAAUAAAUUUGAUUUGAUUUGUACCUGG